Spodoptera litura is the source of this 3407-nucleotide messenger RNA. It is a transcript of the gene pb, whose product is annotated as homeobox proposcipedia. Gene Ontology annotation, biological process: regulation of DNA-templated transcription. NCBI's taxonomy places the organism in Eukaryota, Metazoa, Arthropoda, Insecta, Lepidoptera, Noctuidae. The record is from RefSeq and is a predicted model, not a curated record. Gene Ontology annotation, molecular function: DNA binding; DNA-binding transcription factor activity, RNA polymerase II-specific.
GCCACACUGACAUUCCGAUAGUAACGCUGAUAACAAUUUACUGAAUCAUUUUUUGCUGACUGUUCGUGGCUAGUGUUUUAUAAAACUGUGUACUGUGAAUACAUACUCGAGUUUUAGUGUAGUGCUGUGUUUAGUGUUUCUUGGAUUAUGACUAAGAUUUUUGUGUUGACUGUACUUUGUGGUUUCACGUCGUGGUAAAAUAUAAUAUGCUGCUACUCUCAACAUCCAGUGCAGCAAUCAUAAACAAGAAUCUCCGCUUCAAAUAAUCCUGAUGUGUUCUUAAAAAUGACACAUGCGGCGAAACGAAAGCCAAACACGUCCCGUGAAUGAUCAGGCGCCGGACAGCGUGGCACACACACAGCGAUGCAAGAGAUAUGCAACACCGCUGCCUUGCCGCUCGACACUAACCCGCUGGUGCGCAAGAUAAAAUGCGAAGAGUUCCCCACUAUCAGAGGGAAGCAACACACAAGAGUUGGUAUGGGGGUGCGCGAUGAAAUGGAAGAGGACUUCGCGGUGAAGACGAGGAACACACCGCCAAUGGGGCCGGCGCCGGGCCAAGAGCACCCACGCAUGGAGCAUGGGGGCAACGGCUUCUGGUUGGCCGCCGUCACCACCGCGGGAGCCCCACAUCCUAUGCUAGAAACAUGUACCGAAACUGGCUUCAUCAACAGUCAACCUUCUAUGGCGGAGUUCAUGACUGCAUUACCUCAACUAGGUGGUGGGGAACUCAGCCCUCAACACACUCCCCCGGGUUAUGCGCCCGACCUGCCGUCCCCUGGUGGCGGCCUCAACGUUCCAGAAUAUCCAUGGAUGAAAGAAAAAAAAACUACAAGAAAGAGUAGUCAACAAGAAAAUGGAUUGCCGCGACGGCUGCGCACUGCUUACACGAACACACAACUAUUGGAAUUGGAGAAGGAGUUCCAUUUCAACAAGUACCUAUGCCGGCCGAGAAGAAUUGAGAUAGCAGCUUCGCUAGACCUCACUGAAAGACAGGUCAAAGUUUGGUUCCAAAACAGACGAAUGAAGCACAAAAGGCAAACGCUUAGCAAGACAGAAGACGGUGAUGACAAAGACUCCACUACUUCAGAAGGUGGAAAAAGUUCCAAAACAGGGCUCGACAAAUUUUUGGAUGAUGACGGACCGUUAUCUGGUAAAAAGAGUUGUCAAGGAUGCGAACUACCGCCCGGCGCUCUUUGUUCUCCAGCUGAAGAUCUACCGGAGCUAGCGUCACGCACACGAAAUAACAAUACGCCAAGUGCCACCAACAACAACAGCUUCGCGAGUGACGGUGCCUCCAGCGUGGCUUCGUCUUCUUCUUUGGACAAACUUGCCGAAGAAGAUUCACGAGACGGACACCCUCCAAUCACAGCAAUGACUGCUGCUCCUCGAAAUUUGACAAAGAGAAUUAAACAAGAAUCCAGGAAGCGAUCACCUUCAUUGGACACGACGUGUAAAGUUUCGCCAUCAUCCUCUAAAGACGGCCUUGGCCCUGUAGUCGGUCUUUCGGAUAAUGGGAAAUUCUCUUCGGUAAAUUUGACACCUUCUUCAACGCCAGGGACUCCCUCAAGUAUGCAUCCAAGUCCAUUGGGACACUAUCCUAGACCAUCACCUCCAAAUGCUCCACCUGGGCCGCCGCACCCCCAAUCUGUGCCCAAUGCAAUGCCUCCCUACGUUAUCCGCGGUAACGCGCCACCUGGACAAUUUGUACCACACCCUGACUUUCGAAUGGACUCCAAACAAUUUAUUGGAAAGCUCACACAAUAUCCUCAAGGUAACAGAAACUAUGAAGGAUAUGGUGCAGCAAUACAAUCAGCUGACCAACACGGUUACGUCCGAAAUCAGCAGCAUACUCGACAGGAAGGUUCUCCUUCCACGAGGGCUACUAACGGUAUAACAUCGAGGCAAGCGUACCCUCACGAAAUGUAUCAAAAUUAUGGAUAUCCAGGGUAUGGGAAAGAUCAAGUAGCUUACGGUCAUCCUGGUUAUGAUCAAUCGCAGGGUUACACUGGAGAGCAUAUGGGCUAUGCAAACAGUCAUUAUGGCUACCAUUACCACGAAGGUACUCAACAUGAUCACGGUCAUAACUACUACGCUACUGAAGGACAGAAAGCAUCACACGGAACAGAUUAUUCAAAGAAUUAUUAUGAUGGGAACGCUUACCCACAGCAAGCUGCAGGAUACGGGGCAGCAAGUGCGCAGGCCGUGGCGGCAGGCGCGGCGGGCGAGGCUUACAGUGGCGCGGAGUGCGCCGACGGCUACGGUUCGUUCCAGCAGUUCUACGAGGCCACGCACGCCGCGCCUGCCGGGGACAACUCCAAUUCAUCCUCUGACUUCCAUUUUCUCAGCAAUCUUGCAAAUGAUUUUGCUCCAGAAUAUUACACCAUUUGAGAUAAGGACUUCGCCGAGCAGGCGAGUGAUCUGUUCGUGUAAGUUUACUCAUAAUACUGUGUAUGGAACGUUUAAUAUAAGGGUUAUGGUGUUGACUGUUGAACUCGAAGUGUUCGCCCAAGGCGAUGUCGUAUUACAUUGGUAUCCACGACUAAUCCUAAUCCGAUAUAAGUUGGUUAUAUUAUAGUUGCUAUAAUAAAUGAUGUAAUGUAAUAAAUUGUACAUAAAUACUUGUCCUAAUUAAUUAUUGUAAUAGAUAAUUAUAAAUCUAAAUUUUUACUCUGAUGCGUAAAAAUAGAUAUUGAAAUUAAUUACAGAAAAAUAUAAAUGCGCAAUUGUGUAAUUGUUAAUCAAAAACUAUUGUAAAUGAAGAGUGGUCCGCUUUACCUCACCAAGUCCGUCUCACUUGUGUGGCAAAGUAGACAGCUAUAUUUUGUAAUGGAAUUUGUCCUAUUUUCUAAUUUGAUAGAGCAGUUUACACUAGCAUAAAUUCUUUAUAGAUUAUUGUUGACUGUCCAAUCAAAUCAGAAUAGAUGGGGCUAAUACCACUGUAAAAUUUUUGGCGGUCAUCUUGCCACAUCAGGGUGGUAAACUUAGAGGAGCAAAGUGGAAAUACCCGUAAAUGAAAUAUAGCAGUUUUUCCGAUUGGUAAAUUAAUUGUUUGAUACAUAAUUAUGAGGAUUAAUGCAUACUGUUGAUGUAAAGUAAAAGAAAUCGUAUUUAAAAAUAUCAUUGUACAUUUUUACAAACUAUUAAAACUUUAUCUUGUAUCCAAACACCUUUUCACGUGUUCAUAAGAGAAAUUUAAAUUAAAAAAUCUCAUUUUACGACACAUAAUAAUAGAAACUGUUUACAACCUUAAGGAAUAGUCGUUGCCUUAUUUAGUUUAUAUUGUUUUGUGACUAUAAGACAUACUGUAGAUACAUUAUAAGAUAGUUUAUUGUAAGUCAUUAUUAUUGUAGAUAUCAUCAGCUCUAUCAUUUUGGCCUAUUAAAAAAAUAAAUCAUUUGGUGUCACAA